UGUACUGCAGGGAGCUGACAGGAGCCUCUCCCGCUUAACAAUUUCACGUGGAAAUAUUUCCAUAAUGACAUUUUCGAUUUGAAUUUUGUUUCCUCGACGCGUUUAUAAAGGCACGGUUAAAUGCAGUGCACUGAUUUAAGGGAUAAUCCUCUUAAAAGACUGCUGUUUACUUAGUCCUUACCAUGGCGACGGUUGUGAUGGAGCAGAUUGGGCGCCUGUUUAUCAAUGCACAGCAGCUUCGUCAGAUCCCCCAUUUCCUGGAGUCUGCCUUUCCUACUUUGCCUUGUACUGUGAUGGUCAGUGAUGUGCCAUGGGUAUUCCGCGAGUCACACAUUUUCACAGGCUACAGGCCACCAGAUCAGAGCUGGCGCUACUACUUCCUAACUCUGUUCCAGAGGCAUAACGAGUCUUUAAAUGUGUGGACACACCUGUUGGCCUCCCUCAUUAUUUUAGUCAAGUUUCAGGAGCUAUCUGAAACUGUGGACUUCCUGCGUGACCCUCACGCCCAGCCGCUUUUUAUCUUGCUCCUAGCCGCAUUUACCUACCUGGCCUGUAGCGCACUGGCCCACCUACUCUCAGCCAAAUCUGAGCUCUCCCACUACACUUUCUAUUUCUUGGACUAUGUGGGCGUAGCUGUAUAUCAGUAUGGCAGUGCCCUGGCCCAUUUCUACUAUGUUGUUGAUGAAGAAUGGCACUCUCUAGUGCAAAGUUUAUUCUUGCCAGCUGCAGGCUUCUUGGCUUGGCUGUCUUGCACAGGCUGCUGCUACGGCAAGUACGCCAGCCCCAGCAUGCCUAAGUUUGUUCACAAGCUAUUCCAGGUGGUGCCUUCGGGCCUGGCCUACUGUUUAGAUAUCAGUCCAGUGUUCCAUCGCAUCUAUAAAUGCUACAGCUCCGAGCAGGGCUGUGCAGACCAGGCGGUGAUCUACCACUGCUAUCAGGUCCUUUUCUUUUUGAUUAGUGCCUACUUCUUCUCGUACCCUCACCCGGAGCGCUGGUUCCCUGGAUGUUGCGACUUCAUCGGACAGGGCCAUCAGAUCUUCCAUGUGUUCCUCGUGCUCUGCACUCUAGUGCAGAUCGAAGCAGUCCGAUUGGAUUAUAGCGAGAGAAGACCUCUCUACGAACGUCUCCAUGGUGACUCACUGGCUCACGACGCAGUGGCUCUGUUUAUCUUCACAGCAUGUUGCAGUGCACUCACUGCCUUCUAUGUGCGCAAACGGGUGAAGGCAUUUCUAGAAGAAAAGCAAGAGUAGAAGUUUUGGCAAGAUACGGGUCUGGGACAAGAUAACCAUGCUUGCACAUGUGGGAAAGAUUGCACUGGUCUACAACUGAAAUGACUAAUAGAAUGCAAAAGACCUACUUCCUAUUUUGGGUUUAUUUGUUAUUCAUGAUUUUGUUCUGUGGCCUGCCAGUGCUGAUUACCAAACUGGUGACAUGCUUUAAAACUGCAUUACACAGAAAGUAACUCUAAAAAAUGGAUUGCCUGCUGAAAGGUUUUGUGCUCAUCUCUUAAGCUAAUCUUAUUGAUGACUGCCAUUACACCCCAUUUAACACAGCAUUUAUGUGUCAUCUAUGAGGGGGUAUUCACCUUAUUGCUGAUAUGUUAUUUUGCAUACAGGAACCAUUGUAGAUAGUUUAGGUGGAUCAACACUGGAUUUAUACAUACUUGCAUUGUGCCUCUAAAUCUGACCCCAUCUAGGUGCAUAAAUGCUCGAGUGCAGUAUGCUACUCUUAAAUCAAUGUUACACAUCAGUAAACAAAAUGCCAUCAGAACAUUGCAUACCAGUAUGGCAACGUAACACAUUUGGAUGUCAAUGUUAAACACACAGGUCUAUUAGAUCAUGAAUAAAAAAAUAAAUGCAACCUGCGUACAGGAAAUCAAUUUGAAAGAUGGGCUGAUUAUUAUUAAAAUGUUUUUCUUAUCCCCCUCUACAGUGCUUUUUAGAUUAUACAUAGAUUACCCUCAAUAUACUAAUGCAAAUCAGUGUCAAAAUGACUUCUGUCUUGCCUUACAAUGUGUCCUACCUAUCCAGUGUCCCUUUGAGGUCAGUUUAUUUGGUUGUGCUAUUGUGAAAUGCAAUCGAUGGGUAUUUUAUGAGUAUCAGUCAUGCACUGCCAGUGGACAUUCCCUGACAUUUUUAAGUUGUCCACCCAGAGCUGAAAUACCAGAGGAUGAUAUGUUGUUAAUAUAAAAGUAGGCAGGAUGUGACAUCAUGGCCUUGCAGUAUAGUCAGAUUUACGAAAUUUGAGUUUAUAUAAAUAGUUCACUGGAAAAUUUUAAUUCUCUCAUCAUUUAUUCACUGGUUGUGUAUGAUAUUCUUUAUUCUACUGUACACAAAGAAAAUCUCAGCUCUGUAGGUCCAUGCAAUGCAAAUGAAUGGUGACCAAAACAGAGCUCUAAAAAGCACAUGAAUACAGCAUAAAUGUAAUCCAUACGACUCCAGUUGUUUAAUCCAUGUCUUCUGGAGUGAUCUAGUUGGUGUUGGGUGAGAACAGAUCAAAAUGUAACAAAUUUUCACCAUAAAUGUUGACAUCAGCAGUCUCCUUGGCGAUCAUGAUUAAAGCUCGACUACACUUCCUAACACCAUCUAGCGCUCUUUGCAUGCGACAAGAACUAGGAAGUGUAAUCAAGCUUAAAAUCAUGAUCGUGCCUAGAGACUGCAAUGACAAGAUGUGCAGUGAAAACACAAGUUAUAUUUCGGUCUGUUCUCACCCAAAAUUGCUUAGAUUGCUUAGGAGGAUGUGGAUUAAACCACAAUGAUUACUUUUAUGCUGCCUUUGUGUUUUUUUUUUGAGCUUCUAAGUUUUGGUCACCAAUCACUUUGUAUAGACCUGAUUUGAGAAAUUUGAUGGUGGUUAAAUAUUGAGUGAAUUUUUGGGUGAACCAGAGAUUUGUGUUAUUAAUUUAACACAAAAAAGAGCACUUGUUCUACUAGUCAUUAAGAUUUUCAAAUAUAUUAGAAAGUUGUUUUGUUUUGUUUAAUGUAACAUUAAAGUGACCGCCAAAGAGGCUUUUGAGAAACAAUGAAUAUGCCCACCAUAGAUAUGAUUUUUCCUUUUGUCAUGAAUAUGAUCCUUUUGCACACAAGCGCUAAACCUAUGGCCUUUACCUUUACUCAUACCCGAUGUGAAUGCCUUUGUGUGUUUUGUGCAUAUGAGGAGUUAUCUAUUGGCGGUUCAGCACUUUAUUUACAAAAACAGUCUGAGCAUCAAAACAUAUCUGUUUUAAAUGUAGAUUCUAAUGUGCCUGACUACAUGCAUGCAUCCCUGUGUGUGAGUAUGCAAACAGGUGCUUGUUAGUGUGUGUUCUCAUUUUUGAAUGUAUUUGUAUAACUAUGUAGGAUGGUUACUUGUGAGAAAGGAUAUGAAGGCUCUGUCUUAUAGUCUGACCCUGUUUAGCUUUUUAAUUAGCAUGAAAUUUGUGUAGCCCCCCUUUUCUUUCUCCUGCCAAUGAACAAAUUUAACAUGCCGAUCCAUUAGAUCGAAGGUGGAAGAUAAGCUAUUAUCUUCUUGAAAUUAUCUGUAUUCUCUCGAGAUAUUGUGCCACCAGAAUUUAGCUCCAUUAAAUGGUAAAUGUUCUGUGCAAUGUAGUGGAAAAGCUGGUUUAUGAUCCGGUUGAUCCCAUUGUUCUGGAACAGAAAAACAUAAAUUGCCAUGUAUGAGUCAUUUGAGAAGUAGCAUAAAAGCGAAGUCAUCACUAAUGGUGACCUGUAUUUAUUUUUGCAACCAGUACCACAUUGGGCAGUAUAAGCCAGUUUAAACCGCACCAGCACACAACAAUGAUGUCACAGAUACAUAAGCUCACAGACAGAAAUAUGAUGUCAUGAAAGGACUGGAAACAAAGUGAUUUACAUGUUAGAAAAGGAUCUCACUGUAGAUGCUUUAUUUAAAGAAAAACCAUAGCAAAAUAUAAAUUGUGAUUUCUGUAGACUGUGACAUUGAUAUUUAUUAUGACAUGAGAAAUUAAUGGUAUUCAGCAGUAACGAAUGGAAUUUCUGCUGUACCAGCCAAUAUGUGUAGGAAGAAAAGGACCACCAACCCUCUCAUAGUAGAGCAAAUGGGGCUGAUAAGAGCUGAUGUCACAAGUAAGAAAAACAACACAUGAGGUCAUCUCCUUGCAUAGCCAGUAUUUGAUCUAAAGCCUCCGUUUCUGUAUUGCUCAAGUGGAAAUUCAAGAAACUCUGUAAACUACUAAUUCUAAACUGUUAACGGUUAUCUGUUUCUUUAGUUCUGUACUAAUCUACUCACCUCAAAGACACUUAAAGAAUCUGAAUAGACCUUUUUAUCUAACCUUUCUAUUUUAAACUCCACCAUGAUUAGAGUUUGGUUUAGGGAUUGUUUCAUUUGUAUUGCACUUAAGUAAAGAGGAAGGAUUGCUCAAAGUAUGUUUAGAACCUCUUGUCAGCCAGCAAUGAUUCUACUGUUGCUCAGUUUUGACAGUACUCAACCAUGAGCCCUUGCACGGAUCUAAACUAACACUCAUGUUUCCUGCUGCAGUGCAGAACAGGAACAAGACUGAUGUAACCUAAACUUUACCAUUGUGUGUGGAAAUGACUGUGUUGAUGUACUAUGGUAUUUAAGUAAAUAAACAAGUGUAAUUCCUAC
Messenger RNA from Xyrauchen texanus (razorback sucker), 4602 nucleotides. It is a transcript of the gene paqr7b, whose product is annotated as progestin and adipoQ receptor family member VII, b. Lineage: Eukaryota; Metazoa; Chordata; Actinopteri; Cypriniformes; Catostomidae. Bases 183 to 1250 code for a protein of 355 amino acids. Gene Ontology annotation, molecular function: steroid binding; nuclear steroid receptor activity. Gene Ontology annotation, cellular component: plasma membrane. Gene Ontology annotation, biological process: response to steroid hormone. The record is from RefSeq and is a predicted model, not a curated record. The transcript is spliced from 2 exons.